Molecule: messenger RNA, 3636 nt
Organism: Aspergillus terreus NIH2624
Lineage: Eukaryota; Fungi; Ascomycota; Eurotiomycetes; Eurotiales; Aspergillaceae
Product: SH3 domain protein
Exons: 3
Coding region: 1-3636 (1211 amino acids)
Molecular function (GO): protein binding
Source: RefSeq, a predicted model, not a curated record
AUGUCCAGCCCGCCUUUCACGGUCAGAGCGGUCUUCGAGUAUUCGUCGGGCCACGAUGAUGACCUUAACUUUGCUAUCGGUCAGGUAAUUACCGUCACCGAGGAGGAAGAUGCGGAAUGGUAUUUCGGCGAGUAUACCGACGAGUCUGGUUCCAAACGAGAAGGCAUCUUUCCCAAGAACUUCGUGGAAAAGUAUGAACCCCCAGCGCCUCCCCGUCCGUCCCGUCCGAGUAGACCGAAGAGAGACGCCGAGGCCGCCUCUUCGUCCGAGCCCGCGCCCGCGCCCGUCGCUCCUCCCACGGCUGAAGCUCAACUCCCGCCUGAGCCGGAGGUAGAGGCCACUUCCCCUCCUGUGCCCGCCCCUGCGCACAUUGAAGAAGUGCCUCCACCCCCGAUGUCCCCUCCAGCGCACGUGGAGACUCCUGGUAGUGAGGCCCCCCUUUCACCGAAGCUCGUGCAAUCCUCCGCCCCUGCUCCCCCGCCUCCCAGUGAAGCGACGGAGCCAGCUCCUAAGGCCGCUCCCAAGCCUCCCCCACCAGCUGUGGCGGAGAAGCCCUCCGGUUCUUCAUUCAAGGAUCGCAUUGCGGCCUUCAACAAGCCAGCCGCUCCUCCGAUUGCUCCUUUCAAGCCCAGCGGCUACAACUCUCAGAGCUUCAUCAAGAAGCCUUUCGUCGCGCCCCCUCCUAGUAAAAAUGCCUACGUGCCACCCCCGAGGGAGGCGCCCCCCAAAAUCUACAAGCGGGACGAGGAUCCGGAGGUUCAGGAGCGAGCUACACGCGAACCGCCCGUCUCCGAAAGCCGGCCGCCGCCUCCUGCCCCUGUUUCUACUGAGGACGCCGGAGAAGGUGCGGAAGAUCAGCCUAAGCCAACCAGCCUGAAAGAGCGGAUCGCCCUUCUACAGAAGCAGCAAUUGGAGCAAGCCGCUCGUCAUGCUGAAGCUGCGCAGAAGAAGGACAAGCCCAAGCGACCCCCCAAGUUGCGCACCGAGUCUCAUGAAGAAACUGUCACAGAGGACCUGGGCGACGAGCCUCAGGCUGGUGAACCCGCCCGAGAUCACAGUGCGGAUACAUUGAAGCCUGCGGCUGUUCCUGUACCCCAUGCAACAACGCCUCCUCCACCGGCACGGGAGUUAGCCAGUGACACUAACGACGCUGAUGACUCUGCGACUGCCGACACCGAGGAUGCCGAGGAAACGUCAACAAGUAAAGAGGACUACGAAGAACGCCAUGUCGAGCCCCAAUCUGCAGCUUCGGUUCAGGAGGAACGGAAGGAAGAAGAAAAGGAUGACAGCGAAGCUGCGGAGGAAGGUGAGGAAGAGGAGGAAGAGAUCGACCCCGAGAUCAAGCGCAGAAUGGAACUUCGUGACAGAAUGGCGAAGAUGAGUGGCGGUAUGGGAAUGAUGGGCUUUUUCGGUGCCCCUGGAGGGAUGCCUGUUCCUGGAGGAGCGCCACGGAAACCGAAGGCGCCUGUCGAGUCGGACAGGAGUGCUGCUGAUACCGAACACGCACCUCCUGCUGCUGCUGCUCCCCCCGUCCCUGUCAUGGCUCUGCCUGGAAUGAAUGUUCCCAAGCCUGCUGCUACUCCCAAGGUCGAGAAAGACGAACAGGAAACGCAAGCCGCCCCGUUGACCGAACAACAUCCGGCUGAGGAAGUGCCCGAUGUAGAAGAGGCUGUUCGCGAAGAGCACCCGCCCACUUCCUCUGACCGGCCACCAGCCCCUCAGGCUCGUCCAGCGCCGCCGCCUCCGCCAAUGGACACCCGGCCCAUCCCACCUCCUGUUCCUCAGGACCGACCCAUCUCUCCACCACCAGUCCCUGGGGGUCGCCCCGCUCCCCCACCUCCUAGACCGUCAACAUCUGGCGACCCAGGUGAAGAGUCUGACGACGAACUCUCCGUGCGUGCUAGAAAUCUCUCUUUGAAUGCCGCAGCAGCUGAACAUUCUGCUGUCCCGCCUGCCCCGGCUCCUCCAAUUCCUGACCACCUUGAUUCACGUCGCUCGUCUACCUAUGACCCCACGUCUCCAAAAUCCCCAACGCUUCCUGCGGAGAAGCGGAUGAGCCGCCAACCUCCCCCCGUUCCAGCCAACCCCCCGGUCCCGAUGCAAAGCAGACCAGCUCCCCCACCUCCCCCUGGCCAUAUCCGUCGUAGAUCGACUGCAGACAGCCGGGCCAGCACCACUUCCCAGCCCCGGCAAGCUGGCGAAGAGGCUGAGGGGGAAGUCACGGAGUACGAUGGCGACUACGACACGGAUAUUGCCUCUAGCGCUAAAUUCAAGGACGCUCUGAAGGCCCAUGGGCGGGAUUCAAGCCUUGAUGACGGCGCUAUGACGGACGAGCAUUCUCUUCAGUCUCCUCGCAGUCCCCACGAAGGCCGUCUUCCGCCACCCCCUCCACCUUCUGCCCCCCGCGCUGUCCCUCCUCCGCCGCCUAUCCAGCCUCCCAAGGGUGCAUCUAGGCCUUCCUUGGAUUCGCCAAGAGGACCGCCUCCGCCCCCGCCGCAGAAGGAGCCAUCUGUUGGCGAUGACGAUGAGUAUGAUCCAUAUCGCUAUACUGCUCCUCAGCACGGACUGCCUCCGCCGAAGGCACCACCUGUGCCCUCCCGCGCCCCGGAAGUGCCUCCCGUUCCUCAGACGGAGCCCGCCAGGGAUGAUGACUCUGACGAGCUGUAUGAGGCGUCUCCUGUGCAAUCGCCACCAGAGAUCCCUGCGCCGCCGUCUGACAAGCGCAGUUCGUUUAUUCCUCCGCCUCCCAGCAUGCCGCCUCCCGGACAGCCCACCACGCCGCGGAGUAACCGGGCGUCCUUGGACAUCCCAAGACAGCAGUCUGCUAUGCGGAGAUCCAUGGACGUAGGCCGUCCAUCUGUUGACCAAGGGUUCAUUGCUAUGGAUAUUGACUUGGCGGAAAGCAGCCUUUGGUGGACGCAGCCUAACAUGCCUCCGCCCACAUUCCAGAACCGCAAAGACAUUCUAGUCGAGGUCGAGGAGUCCAGCUCCACAAAGCGCGGUGGUAAGACUACCGUGACGAAGGAUGUCUAUAUUCUCUUUAUGGACUAUUCCCAGACCGUCAUCAGCGUCAGCUUUGAUGCUCGGAACCCCGCAGACGCUUCUCUGGAGCAGCGUCACGAGGCACCUCCUCACCCGCCCCGACAGGAUCAGCUUGAAAACGCCCACACUCAGAUUGGCAACCGGAUUGCCACUGCUGUCAAUGCCGUUCAGAACACCACUGUUGGAGACGGCACUCCGCACGGACUGGUCCAGCAUCUAGUCAACCCACUCUCCGACGCUCUUCGUCCUGUGGGCACCCGAGCUUAUGGCGCUUUGGUGUAUUCCAAUUUGGCCAACGCUUCUGUGCAACAGAACGAUGAGAUCCGUGCAGGAGAUAUCGUCAGCUUCCGUAACGCUCGUUUCCAGGGUCACAAGGGCACGAUGCAUCAGAAGUACAACGCGGAGGUCGGCAAGCCCGAUCACGUGGGUAUUGUCGUCGACUGGGACGGCACCAAGAAGAAGAUUCGCGCCUGGGAGCAGGGUCGGGAGAGCAAGAAGGUCAAGGUGGAAAGCUUCAAGUUGAACGACCUUCGCAGUGGCGAGUGCAAGGUCUGGCGAGUGAUGCCCCGGGGCUGGGUCGGCUGGGAAAGCUAG